Messenger RNA from Acipenser ruthenus (sterlet), 3689 nucleotides. RefSeq names its product ubiquitin carboxyl-terminal hydrolase CYLD-like. The record is from RefSeq and is a predicted model, not a curated record. Gene Ontology annotation, molecular function: K63-linked deubiquitinase activity; cysteine-type deubiquitinase activity. Gene Ontology annotation, biological process: protein K63-linked deubiquitination. The transcript is spliced from 14 exons. Gene Ontology annotation, cellular component: cytosol. The coding region runs from base 418 to 2571 and encodes 717 amino acids. NCBI's taxonomy places the organism in Eukaryota, Metazoa, Chordata, Actinopteri, Acipenseriformes, Acipenseridae.
CGUGGUACUAUUGAUUCAUUAAACGACUUAAUGUGCUGAGCUGAGGUUCUGUGAAAACUGCGGUACCGAUAUGCCAUUGCGUACCCCAAAACAUAAAAGUGUCUUAAGUUAACUUUUAGUUUUUACCUAUCCCUGUGUUGGUGUUUUUGCUUUUGCUUUCGGUUUACAUAAACAUAAACUACAGACGGAAAAAAAAAAAUGCGCAUCAAGUUUUUCUGAAAAUACUCUCAGUAAUUGCAACCGAGCUUCAGAUAUGAGAACCGCACAGUCGUUUGUUGCAGUCAAUUUUCUACAUAUAAUCUACAAGAAGAUUGUUACUAUCUCCAGUACGCCUCUUCCAAGUAACGCAAAUACUUACAUUAAAUAAAAAUAAAAACUCGUCGAAGCACAGACAGGUUGCAACCUUGGGACUCGCAGAUGAUGGAGAAGAGGUUCUUCAUCAUCACCAGAAAGCAGACAAAAUCUGGGCGCAAGUCCAUUGACAAAGGCACCGUGGGGUGUGUGGAGAAGGAAACCGAGGACGAGUUUAUAGGCACGCUGAUUAACUACAGUGCAAAACAGGGAUGUAGCCUGAAGAAGGACAACCUCCAGCUGAUCAGCAGGCAUGAAGCCCAGCUGUUGAUCUUUAUAGACAACCUUGCGAAGCGACUGGAGCUGCUGCAGAAUAGGAAACUGUUCUCUGCGAUCAGUGCCCUGCAGGAGAAUGAUUUGGUGGUGGUGAGACACAACAAUGUGGAGACGCCAGGCGUGGUAAAGCGACUGGUAGAGAAGUGGAAAAAGGGGAGCAACGGGUUGGAUGUCUUUAAAUCCAUGGCAUUUGAGGUUGAAUUGCUGCAGGAAGCUGAGCACAGAUAUUCUCAAAGCAGAGGCUUGGCUUAUCCAGUAUUCAACGCAGGGGAAAUACUUCAAGUUAGUUCGGUUGACCGGCCCAAACCAACCUUCAAGGCAGAUGAGCAUAAGGGAGCUCAGAAGCAGAGGGACCUCGGGCGGCAGAACUCCGACUCGAAUGCUGUGCCCCAGAGAUGUCAAGCUCCAGAGAGGCCUGGUCCCCCAGCAGCACUCAGCCCCACUGCUGCAGUGGAGAACGGGGGGCUGAAGCGGGUGGUAUCGGGGGGCUCUCUCGGAUCAGCGUUGCAGACUGCACCUUUGGAGCUGGGCUCUCUGACGGAGCUGCAAGCUAGCAACGGGGCUACCGUGCACGGAGUGGUCAGGUGGAUCGGAGUCCCAGAGGGCAAGUCUGAACACUGGGCCGGGGUCGAGCUGGAUUACGAACUGAAGGACUGUUUAGACGGACAGCUUGGGGGGCAGCGGUACUUCAACUGUGACAGGAACAAGGGCAUGUUUGUGAAGCUCAGGGACCUCAGACCAGACAGCAGGUUCCUCCCAGCGCCCUCCUACAUGGAACCCCCCUGCUACCCUGAGCCUCAGGCAGCAGCAGAGAGACGCUUUGAGGCGGAUAGUAGGAAUGAGGAUGCCCCUCCCAUUCCUGAGUCUUCGGCCCUGCAGCUCCUGGAAGGGAGAAUGAAGGGGAUUCAAGGACACUACAACUCCUGCUACCUCGAUUCAGCACUCUUCAGCUUGUUCAGUUUCUCUUCGGCUCUCGACAGCGUGCUGCACUGUCCUGUUGUGUCUGAGGAGCUGAUCCAAAGCGUGCUGAGGAGGGACAUCGUGAACCGGCUGCGGAGACAGGGGUUUGUUCCAGCAGAGAACGUCAUGAAACUACGCCAGCUGCUGGGCUGCGACUCCUUCACCUUUGAGGAGAAAGACCCAGAGGAGUUCCUCAGUGUCUUGCUGCACCAGGUCCUGUCUGUGGAUCCCCUGCUGAAGAUAAGGUCGAAUGAGAAGACUCAGGACUGCUACAGUUACCAGAUCAUCCUGGAGCGGGAGGAAGCGGUGAGCGUGCCCAGUGUUCAGCUGCUGCUGGAGCGGUCCUUCCUGUCAUGUGACCUGAAGUUUGAAGAGAUCCCAUCGUGCUUAAUAAUCCAGAUGCCCAGGUUCGGAAAGAAGUUCAAAAUGUUUCCUAAGAUCAUUCCUUCCACUGAGCUGGAUCUCACUGACCUGCUGUAUAACACCCCUCGAGAGUGUUUUCUCUGUGGAGCGGUGGCAGAGCUGGAGUGUUACCAGUGUCUGAGAGACCCCAGACUCACACCAGGGAUGAUCAAACAGUUUUGCCGGCCGUGUGACAAACAGGUCCACUCUCACAGGCAGCGGCAGGAUCACCAGCCCCGGGAGAUCUCCCUGCCCCGGGACUUCCCCGCCAGCACCCCCGUGCCCAGGCAGAAGAUGGAGCUCUUUGCUGUGCUGUGUAUUGAAACCAGUCACUACGUCUCCUUCGUCAAAUACGGACCAGGGAGAAACUCCUGGCUCUUUUUCGACAGCAUGGCUGACCGUAGUGGAGAUGAAAACAUCCCUGAGAUUAAGGCCUGUCCACAAGUGGGAGAGUUCUUGUCGCAGUCUGAAGAAGGUCCUGUGCAAGUGGAGCUGGAAUGCACGGACGUGUUUGUAAAGAGACUGUUGUGUGACUCCUACAUGUUCAUGUACCAGUGUCCAGCGUUGUUUCUGUACAGAUAGCACGGCUUCACAGCCUCAGAAGCACUUUAUACACAAUGUACAUACACACUGGCGGUUUUUUUUCUCAAUGCAUUGUUUAAUACUACAUUAAUUUGCAAUACUACAUCAAGGUCCCAGCAAUGGCCAGCACUAGUUAAAAGCUUAUCAGAUCUGCUUGGACUCUAGCCUAGCCCUCCAUCCUCAGCCUUUGUGGUUGUUAUAAACGUUUUGAGAUCAUUUAGGACAUAGGUUAGGGUAUCCUAACACUGAGAACAGUUUAAUGGUUGACAAUAAAGUUACUUAAAUUAUAUGAGGUGUUAUGCGCUAGGAAUAAAUUUAGACUGGGGUAAAUCAUGGAGAUCAAAUUAGAUGCAUCCCUUAUAAAAGUUUCCCAUAGUAAAAGCAUAGCAAAGUGUAAUAAAGCACAAUAAAGCAAAGGAAGGUAUGGUAACACAUAUUACAAGCCAUGGUAAUCUAUGGUAAAUGCAUAGCAUAACCAUGAGAAGGCAUGAUAAAUAUGCCAUGCAAAAAUACUAUGGUAAACUUUUAUAAGAAAUAAUCUGUACCUGAAUUGAUAAAUAUUCUAACAUGAUGAAGAGGUAACUAAGUAUUACAUAUGUCUUAAUAUAUAUUUACGAUUCUAUAUUUUUAUUAGCUCAGUUGAUUUACACCAUCUCAUUCAACUUUGGGCUUAUUUUGUGUUUUUUUUGUAAAUCAACCCGUUUGUGCUGUCCCCUUGCAAGGGUUCCAAUUAAAAUGGAAUGAAUGUACAGUAAAUGUAGAUCUCAGAAAAAUAUCGCUACUGCUUGUCUCUUUAAUUCUUGUUCUGCAUCAUCAUGGUAUCGGCUCCGAUUGCCAGCAGUGUUGAGAUAGGUGACUUUUCUGUUACGUUAUGCAAUAAAGCAUCUACUGUAUGUAAAUGGUGCCCCAUAAGUUCGGCAUCAUAGGCAAUAUGUUAUACCAAUUAGGAUGUUCUCUGUUAAAUCGGAUGGCCACACCCUGUUGACUAUCUUCACCACAUGAAAAUUAUCUAAGUCCCUUCCUCUGGUUAAUGACCAUUGAAAUGAAUAGAGAGACAACCAACAAUAUGAAUUACACCUAGUAUGCCCGGCUUAUGGGAGAUCCUGUAUAUAAAACAA